CAUCAAUUAGAAACGAUAAAACUUGACCGUUAAUUUCUAGAUGUAAUUUUUUUUCAGUAUGAAAGUUUUUUGUAGCGUGAAACGACGAAGGUUUUACGUGACAAAUCUUGUAUUAUGAAUGAGAAGACAGAAGUAAAUGAAUUGUUCUUUCUUGCCUUUCUUAAAAGCAAAAAGGAGGAAAUCUCAGACAUUUAUUCUAUUUUUAAUAUUUGCUAAUGUCUUUUGUCUUAUAAAAGUCUAAAGAAAUGGCCGAAGAAAAAAAAGCUGUUCCCUCAUCUAUGACUCAGUGCUAUGAGAAUUACAUUAUAGUUGACGUGGGUGCUAAUUUAACAAAUAAGAAGUACAUUCGGGACUUGGACAGUGUGAUACAAAGAGCGAAAGAUGCUGGUGUACAGAAAAUUAUGGUGACAGGUGCCAGUCUUCGUUCCAGCAAGGAAGCAUUGAGACUAACUAGAAUAUAUCCCGGUACCCUUUAUUCUACCGCUGGUGUGCAUCCACAUGAUGCUAAAUCUUGGGAGAAUCCAGAUACCUUACAGGAAUUGGAGAGCAUAGCUGCUAAUUCGGAAUGUGUCGCCAUUGGAGAAUGUGGUUUAGAUUAUAGUCGCAAUUUUUCAGACCCAGAAACUCAACGUGUUGUCUUCCACAAACAGAUAGAGUUAGCCUGCUCAUUAAAUAAACCAUUAGUGAUACAUGAGAGAGGUGCACAAAAAGAUGUGUUGGAGGUUCUUAGUCAAUAUAAGCAUCGUCUACCACCUGUCUUUGUUCACUCUUUUAUCGGUACAGCAGAAGAGGCUCAAAUAUACUUGAAUCAAGGCUUUUACUUAGGUAUUACUGGUUAUCUGUGCAAGGAUAAAUCUGAUAGUGGAAUACGACAGUUGCUAGAAGGAGGUCAAGUGCCAUUGGAUAAAAUCUUGGUGGAAACUGAUGCACCGUUCAUGUAUCCUAACACCAGAGCCAGUAAAUUACCUGUGCAUGUAAAGGAUGCUUUGACUGAACGUUCUAUGACAUUCCUCCAUCGUUACUGUACCUUUCAACGUAAUGAACCAUGUGCCUUACCAGCAAUUGUGGAAAUGGUAGCAGCUUUUAUGCGAACAACACCAGAACAAGUUGCAUUGGCUACUGCUUUUAAUGCUUUAAAAUUAUUUGGUUUAAAUCAAUGAUAGUAACAUUUGGAUGCACUAAAAUUUUAUGUAUAAUAUGGUGCUAGUAGGUGCUAUGUUCAGUUUGAAAUGAAAUUUUUAAGUAAUAGUUUAUUUGUGGAGUAACAAGGAUCUCCAUAUUAAAAAGAUGACACUUCUGUAAAUAUUAUUAAAUAGUAUAAAUAGGAUAUUUAGACAAAAUUUGAUUUAAUAUAUAUAUAUAAGUUUAUAUAUAUAUAUAUAUAUGUAAGUUAUAUAUAUAUAUAUAUACAUAUAUACACAUAUAUAUAUAUUGUGCUUAUAACAUGGUUUACUUGAGUUUCUUGAUAACACAAUGAUAUUGCAACUUGGAUGAGAAA
This is a messenger RNA of Pseudomyrmex gracilis, 1498 nucleotides long. RefSeq names its product 3'-5' ssDNA/RNA exonuclease TatD. The coding region runs from base 246 to 1160 and encodes 304 amino acids. Gene Ontology annotation, molecular function: single-stranded DNA 3'-5' DNA exonuclease activity. The record is from RefSeq and is a predicted model, not a curated record. NCBI's taxonomy places the organism in Eukaryota, Metazoa, Arthropoda, Insecta, Hymenoptera, Formicidae. Gene Ontology annotation, cellular component: cytosol. The transcript is spliced from 2 exons.